AUGUCGUUCAUAUCGUCCAUGUUCUAUCGAGCUGCUGUUAGCGAGGAAUCGCGACGAGCUCCGAUCGGUAAAGUCAAUCGCGCCCGACGGCCAGCACCUCAUGGUGGCAGACCUGCUUCGGACAAAUCGAAGGACGCCGGCGACGUAGAUGAAGAUGCCAAUCUUUUCGAGAGCACUGCGACAACUGCCGAUGCCGAUGCCGAUACUUUCCAAGCCAAGGUUCAGGUCAUUGAAGACAUCAUCGAAGAGGACAAUCUCUACAAGGUUCUUGGCAUCAACAGGAAUGCCAAGAACGAAGAGAUUCGUCGUGCUUUCCUCACUAGAAGUCGAUCUUGUCACCCGGACAAGUUCCCAGAUUAUCCCAACUCGACCAUUGCUUUUCAGAAGCUCGCCUUUGCCUAUGAGACACUGUCCAAACCCGCAUCUCGUCAAGCAUACGAUUUCUCCCCUCACACACAUUCCAUGUUCAACGGAAAGUCACCGCACGACGCUUUCGACGACGAAUUUGGCGAAGCAUUUGCAGAUGCUACUCUCCAGGAUGUACUCUUCACCGUAUACGUUGAGUUCUUUGAGGGUGACUUUACGUCAGUCAAAGCUUUGCUCAAGGUUCUCGCCGACAGUGGCUUGGGCACUUACAGUGACGCCAACAUCAGCAGCAUUGAGGCCAAAUUCCGUGCACUCUCGCGCCUCAUGCGCGCCACACGCAGAUACUCGCGCGUCCUGCUCAACGAAAUGUCGCGCCUCUACGAGAUUCAGCAGGACCUACGAGGCCUCUCGUACUUUGACAUUCCAGGUCGACUAAGGCUCACUCUGCAGCUUGCCCGAGUGACACUGAGUAUCCCUUUGGCAAUCGACCAGGCCAUGCAGAAUCCCGAAGACUAUGACCGCAAGGAAUUUGGGCAAUGGUUUGAGGAUAUGCGUGCUCAAUCAACAGACUAUAGCUCCAGCGAAGAUGACGAGAACCGGCCAGAUCACGGCUUUGGACUGCAGGCAGAGGCCGACACAGAUACACCAGGAUCCGAUGAGCAAGCACGCAUGCGCUAUGUGCGAGCUCGUGAUGCGCGCAUUGCGCGGCGAGCCGCCGAGCAUCGCGACCCAGGCUCCAACAAUGGUCCCGUUGGUGAGCAGGAGGCGGCGGCUCUGCCUCAUCAAGAGACCAAAGAGCUGCGUGCUGGCUUUCUAGGGCCCACGACCACCGCUCUCUUUGCUGGCAUGGUCAAUCUACUCGAAGCAGGCGAAGGAUGGAUGGGCGGCAAGCCGGCUGCAACGUCACACUGA
This is a messenger RNA of Mycosarcoma maydis (corn smut), 1278 nucleotides long. RefSeq lists its product as uncharacterized. The record is from RefSeq and is a predicted model, not a curated record. Lineage: Eukaryota; Fungi; Basidiomycota; Ustilaginomycetes; Ustilaginales. The transcript has a single exon. The coding region runs from base 1 to 1278 and encodes 425 amino acids.